ACCACACGACACCCCCUCGUCUACACAUCUCUAGGCGACGCCAGAGCGCACGCACCGGGUGGCGCUCCCGCCACGUCCCUCCCCACGCGUCCCUCUCCGCCUCCGCCUCCGCCUCCGCCGCCGCUUCCACCCCCUCGGAAAACGCCGUGACCCGCCGACCCCCUCAGAUUUGCCCCCAAACCCCGACCGCCAAACCCUCGCCACAUCGCCCACCGCACCCCAGCGCCUCCCUCCCCAUGCUGCCGCUCGCCCGCCGCCUGCUGCCGCGCGGCCGCCGGCCCCUCCACGCGGGCCCGCCGGCGGACCCGGGCGUGCUGGCGACCCGCCUGGCGUCCCGCGCCGUGGUCCGGUUCCGGGGCCCCGAGGCGGCGCGGUUCCUCAACUCGCUCCUCACCAACGACCUCCUCUCCCAGGGCGCCCCCGCCUCGUCCCAGCCGCAGCGGUACGCGCCCACGCCCAACGCGCCCGCCCGGGCCCCGCCGCCGCGGUACGCCGCGCUGCUCACGCCGCAGGGCAGGUUCCUCUACGACCUCUUCCUCUACCGCCCCGCCCCGCGCUCCCAGAUGCUCGACCGCACCGGCUCCGCGCCGCAGGCCGGGGAGGUGGAGGGCGGGGACGGGGAGGUGCUCGCCGACGUCGACGCCGCCGAGGUCGACGAGCUGCUCGCCUGCUUCAAGAGAUAUCGGCUACGGAGCAAGGUUGAGAUAGAUAAUGUAAGCGAGGAGUUUCUGUGCUGGCAAAGAUUUGGGAGCGAUGUGGCACAUGCUGCGCCUUCCACCCAAGAACCCGAGGCUCAAUCCAUUGGAUGGGGACAAGGUAGUGACCAUGCUGCUGAGUCAUCUGCACAAGGGAACGGUCAUGGUUGGCAGUGGCUCAAAGAUCCUCGGCUUGACAUUCUUGGCUACAGAGGAAUCUUUCCAGCUGAUACAAUACCACCACUUGUCGAGGCUGACAAAGAAGCAGAUGAACGCCACUAUUUGCUUUGGCGUAUAGAAAAUGGGGUUGCAGAAGGCUCAACUGAGAUACCAAAAGGUGAAGCAAUUCCACUUGAGUACAAUCUCGCAGGCCUGAAUGCUAUUUCAUUUGAGAAGGGUUGCUAUAUUGGUCAGGAGCUUAUCGCACGCACACACCACCGUGGUGUCAUUAGGAAGCGCCUGCUACCCUUGAAGUUCGUUGAUGAAAACGACCAAGAACUCGAGCAGGCUGUUGCUCCAGGCUCAGAUGUCGUGGACGACGCCUCCGGUAAGAAAGUCGGUACAGUAAGCACCGCUCUCGGCAGCCGUGGGAUGGGCCUGUUGCGGCUCGAAGCAGCACUGAAGGAAAACGCAAGCCUCACCAUCAGCGACAACAGAGAUGUGAGGGUCAAGGCGAUCAAGCCGGACUGGUGGCCGGCUGAGUGGACAGAGGUCUUAGGACAGCAGAGCGCGGUCGCUUGAUCUUUUAAAGUUCCUGUAUCUGACCAAAACUUCAAGUUAAAUGAAGUGAUGAGGUUCUUCGGAGUUCAUCGAGGCAAACCUGAAGGAUUUAGGCGCCGUCGUUACGGGAGCAGUUGCAGACAAUUCAGCAAAGCAGAGGUGAUCUGACCGUGGUCUGUUGUUUUCUGGACCUAAUUUCUUCUUUACCCUCCCUUGUAUCAGUGAUAGAUCAAGAAUAAGCUACUAUGACAGUGUACAAAGUAUACGCUCGAAUAAGUAUCGUUGUUUAGGGUUUGCCACUUCCCAAAAAUGUUCUCUUCCCACCGUUCCUGAAACGGAUGAUCUAAUUUGGCAAAAAAAUUAUCUUGCUAGUUUA
Hordeum vulgare subsp. vulgare (domesticated barley) is the source of this 1791-nucleotide messenger RNA. Its product is annotated as putative transferase At4g12130, mitochondrial. The record is from RefSeq and is a predicted model, not a curated record. The transcript has 5 exons. Gene Ontology annotation, cellular component: mitochondrial matrix. Bases 237 to 1436 code for a protein of 399 amino acids. Gene Ontology annotation, molecular function: protein binding. NCBI's taxonomy places the organism in Eukaryota, Viridiplantae, Streptophyta, Magnoliopsida, Poales, Poaceae.